AUGGAGAGUGAUGCAAACGACAGCAGUGAAGAGGAUGAGAACAGUGGUGGCGGUGGUGGUGUUGACGGCUCUUCAAACACAGCCCUCAUCAAGGCAGGGCCUGGUAAAGGCAACAAAACGGGAAGUGGUGGUCACCUGACGGACCUCGAAGCAUACGCCCGAAAGGAGACAUCUGACGACAAGGAGUUCCUCAAGUUUCGCCGCCGCAUUCGCCAUGACCCAGAACAGGUUGUCCGAUACCACUUGGGUGGUGACGUAUUGUGGGUGUCCAGUGAUAAUAAACCGAGUGAACACAGCAUUCCACCAUGUUCUUCUUGUGGAGCCCAACGCAUUUUUGAAUUUCAGGUGAUGCCACAACUGCUGACCCAUCUUGGUGUUGAUAUUUUGGAGGACAGUCUCGACUGGGGAACACUGGCUGUGUAUACCUGUGCAGACAGCUGUGACAUUGGGGUGAAAUAUGUACAGGAGUUUCUAUGGAAACAGGACUAUUCCUCAAAAUGCUCUUGA
Messenger RNA from Octopus bimaculoides (California two-spot octopus), 507 nucleotides. RefSeq names its product uS5 assembly chaperone PDCD2. Gene Ontology annotation, cellular component: cytoplasm; nucleus. The record is from RefSeq and is a predicted model, not a curated record. NCBI's taxonomy places the organism in Eukaryota, Metazoa, Mollusca, Cephalopoda, Octopoda, Octopodidae.